Molecule: messenger RNA, 3054 nt
Organism: Phanerochaete carnosa HHB-10118-sp
Lineage: Eukaryota; Fungi; Basidiomycota; Agaricomycetes; Polyporales; Phanerochaetaceae
Exons: 4
Coding region: 1-3054 (1017 amino acids)
Source: RefSeq, a predicted model, not a curated record
AUGUCCUCGAGCUUACCCCCUCCAAGGCGCUCAGCCCGUCUUCGCUCGGCCGGCGUUAUCGUCCCCCGCGACCUCGUCGAGGGGGACACCGUUCCCUGUAUCCUCGCCGUUACCACGAGACGACCCCCCGGCGGCCCACAAGACGCCGACGAUCCCCACCCAACAUCCUUUGUUGUCAGACAUACCACUCCCAUCCCGGAAGAGCCACUUCCGAACAAAGUUCCCGCGUCGCCGUUCAUGCCAACCGCCGCGACCGACGCACUUGCGAAGAGUGGCGACAGCUCGCCACUCAAGUCCGUAUCGUGGAGCUCGCAGACUGUGGCGCAGUUCGACGACAGAUGUGUUCAAGUUGCUCUCAAAGAAAUGAAGACGUUGAUUGGCGGAAGGGAAGUGCAGGGCAGGGCCAAACGGAGACUCAAGAGCUUCCGUGGCGUCGAUGUCGAAAACUUGCCGGACAAUUCAGAGUCAUCGAAGUAUAGUCCAGUGGUCAGCCGCACAUGUUAUAUUCCGGAGUGGCUCAGUCUCACCAGUGUGUACUACUCCCUGCAGUGCGAAAUCUUCAAUGCUGUAGAAGAAAUUGCGAACUCCAACUACCGAUGGAAAAUAGUGGCGAAUCACGGAGAAAGCAAUGAAGUUGACCACAGACCUGACCUUGCGCGAUAUGUCAUAAACAUUAACGCGGCUAAGGCAGCAUACGGUCGGAAAGUACGGAGGCCUGACGAUUCGAACAUUGCGCGCUGCGCGUGGGCAUGGAUGAGCAGUUUCGUCGAAAUCAAGAACGAGGCUGAGGCUUCUGGGUUCCAUUUCAGCGACACGAGAGAUGAGAAUGGGGAACUACUCUUCCUGCGAGACUCGGAAGACGGGAAGAUUGCACGGGCGCAGUUCAUCAAGUACGCGACGGAGGCCAUGCUGCGCCAACACCGGACGCACUACUACUCCAUCUACAUCGCCGGCAUGUCUGCCCGAGUUUUUCGCUGGGACAGAGUAGGCUGCUUGGUCACGGAGCCCAUUGAUCUUCGGCAUGAUUACAACGCCUUCCUUGAUCUCCUUCAUUGUCUCGCGACUGCGAACGACGACUACGGGGCUGACCAGACUGUCGAACGGGCCACAGAAGCGGACAUCUUGCCUGUCAGGCUCUACGAGUCUGACAACGUCGACUUGGAAGAGUACCGUGACAUGAUGCUGGACGAUCCAGAGGUAUACCCCAUCUACAAGGUAAAAUGCCCUGCGGUCUCCGUCGACGGCACCGACAUAGAGGGCACCGAAAAGACGUAUCUCGUUGGGCGAUACGCGUUCGGUCACUACUCCAUCUUCGGCCGUUGUACGAGGGGAUACGCAGCGUUCAACCUUGAGGAUAAGCGCUUCGUAUGGUUCAAAGACCAAUGGCGCUGUGUUACCCGGCCGUACACGGAACUGGACGCCUACGUUCGUCUCCACGCACAUAACGUCUCCUUCAUUGCGACGCCCGUUGCCGGCGGCGACAUCGACGAUCAGCUAACCAUCAGCCAACAACACAUGACGCAUCUAUCGGAAGAGUGGAGACCAUCCGUACGUGUUCACACUCGCCUCGUCACGAAGGAGGUGGGGAAGCUGCUAGAGUCGUAUACGGACUCACCGGAUCUCCUACGCAUAUGCCGCCAUGCUUUUAUAGCUCACCAAAGAGCAUAUCAGCUCGCCCGAAUUCUGCAUCGUGACAUCAGCAUAGGGAACAUCAUGAUCAAUGUGGAGACGGGUUAUGGAUUCUUAAAUGAUUGGGACUUAUGCAAGUAUCGGGAAGAUCUGGAAAACAGUGUGGCCGCCUCUGAACCUUCCGGAAUCUCGGGGACAUGGGCCUUUAAGUCGUCGUUCUCGCUUGAAUACCCUCGCAAACCGCCAGAGCUGGCAGAUGACAUGGAGUCCUUCAUCCACGUAAUCACCUUCUUUGCAUUCCGUUAUCAUCGUCAUAAGGCUUCGCCGGUUGCUGAGAAUACGGAUAGCGAAUCUUUUCAGAAGCAGGCUGCGUCAGAGAAUAACGGUCUCAUGGGCUUUAUCAACGGCUUUUUCUACGAGCAACGUCGCGUCAGUCGCGGGUACUAUCAAGGUGGCUCGAUCAAGAGGGGGUACAUCGAAACUGGCAAAUCACCCGUUGCCCUGCUUCCUCUCCCCAAUGGUCGCCGCCCGCUGAUUGCGGAAUUCCUCGACGGCGCAUACCUGCUGCUUCGCGAGCACUAUGAAGCCACAGAACCAGGUAGAUACGAUGAGUUUGCUGUGCAACAAAGUGACAAUGCUUCUCCCGAUGAGGUGGACGAAUCUCCGCCAAAUGGGCCACCUGAAGAUUCAACAUCAAAAUCAGACGCCAAGAGAUCCGUGCCUGUACCCAACGAAGAGGAGGAGGAAGCAAUCUGUCUCAGGCUGCUCGCAGACGGCGGAUGGAGACUGGGCGAUGGCAGGAGAAGGCGUGCUGGAGCCUCGACCUCUUCGGUCAAUCAACCGCGACGCGUAUUGGACGAUUACGAAGAGCUGGGCAAGCUGUUCGUGCUCAUGUUCAUGGACGAGAACGGCAAGAAGUUAGACCUAACGGGACUUCGCGAUGACAAACGCUUCGACCAGUUCCGUUCGUGGCACGAAUUUGGGUGGACGCAGCGGAAGGGCAAGAGUGGCGUGCACAGGACGCUACCUAGAGAUAAGAUCGGCUCGCAGCAGCUUGCGUCUCUGAAGCGACGCCGCGAGGACGAAGACGUGGCGGAUACGGAGCCAGCCGCGAAAAGAGCGACCCCGCCAUGUGACGAUCUGGCAGCCCAGACGGGGAAGGCGUCGCUUACGAAGUUGAACACUCAAAGAAAGAGAGCGGCUGCUCCGCGCGCGAAAGCCGAGUCCAAGACGCAGAAGGCUACCGCUUCCCGGAAGCGUGCGACCUUGCGCAAGACAGUGAAGUUUGUAGAGCCGGAAAUUCCUCUAACAGUAGCUUCUGUGAAGGCAGAGGUCACUCGGAAGAUGGCCAGUACGGCGAAGAUCGAGGUCGUUACAGGGACCCGGCGGUCCAAGCGUCUGGCUGAGAGGAGUUCUGGGGUUUGA